This is a messenger RNA of Vespa mandarinia (Asian giant hornet), 3497 nucleotides long. It is a transcript of the gene nAChRalpha6, whose product is annotated as nicotinic acetylcholine receptor alpha6. The record is from RefSeq and is a predicted model, not a curated record. Gene Ontology annotation, molecular function: acetylcholine-gated monoatomic cation-selective channel activity; transmembrane signaling receptor activity. Gene Ontology annotation, cellular component: postsynaptic membrane. Gene Ontology annotation, biological process: monoatomic ion transmembrane transport. Lineage: Eukaryota; Metazoa; Arthropoda; Insecta; Hymenoptera; Vespidae.
AAAAAGAGGAAAGAAAAACUAACAGGCUCGAUUUGUAAAAAUAUUAUUAAAUGAACAAAGUUAUAUAAAUAUUUGUAAAGACAGAGAUAGAGACAGGAAUAAAGAUAGAGAGAGAGAGAAAAUUAGUAUAUCAAUGAUCAGUCGCAAAUAAAAUGAUGAAGAACUUUUUAUUAUGAGCAGAGUUAGUCGUAAGAUGCAUGUUCUCAAAUGACGUCAAGUCUGUUCGUCGACGUUGAUUGUCGACGUUGUCGGUGGCCUGCGAUUCGAGAGUGCACGCGUUAGUAACGUGCGCCCGUAGUAUUCUCGACGACGAAUUUCGGAAAAUCCUCGAAAUAGAGUAUACCGAGUACGAAGUAAAGCCAACACACGGCACCGACCUUCUGGUUUCACUAUACAUAGUUGAUCGUCGCUGAAUCUAAAUUCGGAACGUUAGAAACGUGAUAUUCAAUUAAAACAAUCGUCAUAUGUGAUUAAGGUUAUCUGUGAAUAUAAUAAUCUCGAUGGUAUUGUUGAAGCAAAAAAAAAAAAGAAAAAAGAAUAUGAGAGAGAGAGAGAGAGAGAGAGAGAGAGAGAGAGAGAGAGAGAGAGAGAGAGAGAGAGAAAUGAAAAGAGGAUAAAAAAAAAAAAGAAAAAAAAAUAUUUCUUCAACGUUUUAGACUAUAUUUAACCAUUGGGAGAUCGAUUAUAGUUUUGAUUAUUUUCUUAGGACGAUCGAAUAAACAACAGCAACAAUAUUUUCUUGAAUUGGCCUUCGAGAGAAUCCAAGUGGACCGGUAGAAGAAUAAAGCUGAGCGUCAUGGCGCACAAAACUACUACGGGUUGCCUGCCAAGGAUAGAAAUUUGGAUGUUCAGGACUUGUCUGCCAAUUGUACUCCUGCUUAUCGUCGUAUCUCAGGAGAGCCUGGGUGGACAACACGAGAAACGAUUAUUAAAUAACUUAUUGUCGAAUUACAAUACUUUGGAACGACCAGUAGCCAAUGAGAGCGAACCACUGGAAGUUAAGUUUGGAAUAACUUUACAACAAAUUAUCGACGUGGAUGAAAAGAAUCAGAUAUUAACGACGAACGCAUGGUUAAAACUGUCCUGGACCGAUUACAAUCUACAAUGGAAUCAAUCGGAAUAUGGCGGAGUGAAAGACGUCCAUAUAACACCGAACAAGCUUUGGAAACCGGAUAUCCUCAUGUAUAAUAGCGCGGAUGAGGGUUUCGACGGGACGUACCAAACAAACGUGGUGGUCGCGCAUAACGGCAGUUGCCUGUACGUCCCACCGGGCAUCUUCAAGAGCACAUGCAAGAUAGACAUCACUUGGUUCCCCUUUGACGACCAACACUGUGACAUGAAGUUCGGAUCCUGGACCUACGACGGCAACCAGCUCGAUCUGGUCCUCGAGUCAGAGAAGGGAGGUGACUUGUCCGAUUUCAUCAUGAACGGGGAAUGGUACCUCAUCGGUAUGCCUGGACGAAAGAAUACUAUAGUAUAUAAGUGCUGUCCGGAGCCGUACGUCGACGUGACCUUCACGAUACAGAUACGCAGGCGAACGCUAUACUAUUUUUUCAACCUGAUCGUGCCCUGCGUCCUGAUAUCGAGUAUGGCCCUAUUGGGUUUCACAUUGCCGCCCGAUUCCGGAGAGAAGCUCACCUUAGGAGUGACCAUCUUGCUAUCGCUGACGGUGUUCCUGAAUCUCGUUGCCGAGACCCUACCCCAGGUCUCCGACGCUAUACCCCUGUUAGGGUCGUACUUCAAUUGCAUCAUGUUCAUGGUGGCGAGCAGCGUCGUCUUGACCGUUAUGGUGCUAAAUUAUCAUCACAGAACGCCCGACAGAUACGUCAUGCCUAAUUGGAUCAGAAAGGUGUUCCUACAGUGGCUGCCAUGCAUAUUAUGCAUGAGCCGUCCUGGCAAGAAGAUCACGAAGAAGAGUCUUCUUGUGGGCAAUCGGAUGAAAGAACUCGAGUUGCAGGAGAGAAGCAGUAAGAGCUUGCUGGCGAACGUUUUAGAUAUCGACGAUGAUUUUCGUCAUGGAAACAGUGCUGCCAAUCCAGCUUCCACUUAUAUAAGCAGGUCGGCGUACGGCACGCCAUUAUCCGGACGGCCGGCGACGGUCGAAGAAACGUCGGCGUCUUUACCGCUAAGCGGUAUGCAGAGAGAACUUCACACGAUUCUCAAAGAAUUACAGUUUAUCACGAGUCGUAUGAGAAAGGCCGACGAAAACGACGAGGUGAUUAACGAUUGGAAAUUUGCUGCCAUGGUGGUCGACAGGCUCUGCCUGAUCGUCUUCACGUUAUUCACGGUGCUGGCCACGGUCGUAAUACUGUCUAGUGCGCCACACAUAAUCGUCCACUAAUAGACUGCCCCGGUCGAGACACCGAAGAUAAUGCACAAAAAAUCGUCGCUGAAAUAGCGCCACCUCGAAUUUGAAGCAACGUUCGCGCGCGUGAUUUGCGGGACCGACACUCUACUACUACUACACUACUACAACUACUACUAGUACUACUACUACUACUACUACUGUUACUACUACUGCUACCACUACUAUUAUUACUACUACUACUACUACUGACGAAAGAGAAAGAGAGAGAGAGAGAGAGAGAGAGAUAGAAAAAAAGAGAGAAAUAAUGGAGAAAGAGAAAGGAUGAGAAAAAGGAAGAUACCGGGAUAAAGGACGAAAAAGGGACGGGGAUACAACAACGAUCGAAGAAAAAACGAGCCUGAACAUCGAAGAGCUCUUUGACAACGGAGCUUCGUCAUUAAGAGGGAAUACAUCCGUCGAAAAUCCUUUGGACUACUAAACAUCGUCCAUUUCACCAACGCCGUCAAUCUCGCCCUAUUCGUCGUACCUUUCGUUUCGUCGAUUAACAAGAGAUAAGAGACAAGAGAAAGAGACAGAUAGAGAGGAAAAGUGAGAGAGAGAACGAGAGAGAGAGAGAGAGAGAGAGAGAGAGAGAGAAAGGAAGAACCCUAUUUACCACGAUUACCAACACUUUUUUUCUUUCGUAUCGAUCAUUUUUCUGUUCCAAAUAAAAGAGUAAAAAGAAAAGAAAACAGCAGAAAAACAAGAAAAAGUCAAAAAAAGGAUGAAAAAGAAAAUGAACAAAAAUAAAUAAAUAAAAAUAAACAGGGAAGGCAAUUCAAGUCGAUGAUGAAAUUUUCGACAAUGUUCAUCUUUUUUUCUUUGCUUUCUCUUCCUCUCUCUCUCUCUCUCUCUCUCUCUCUCUCUCUCUCUCUCUAUCUAUCUAUCUCUCUUUCUCUCUCUCUUUCUCUCUCUCUCUCUUUCUUUCUCUCUCUCUCUCUCUCUCUCUCUCUCUCUUUUGGAAAAGAGAUCGGAAUAAAUGAUAUUCAGACUCUUCGCGAUACGCGCGAUUCCUCGAACGAACGAACGUCGUUAAAAACCCGGCCUUUCACGGCGGCGUCAAUAAUGAUAAUAAUAAUAAAUAGUAUAAAUAGCUAAAAAGGAAACUAUUAUAUUCGAAUCGCUUAGCGCGCGCGCUCUCGCUCUCUAA